AUAUCACUUGGUAUUUCAUAACAGAUCUAGAAAGGCCGGAAUGGGUACCAUUUGCAUUCGUUCGACUUCGCUUCUUAAAAGAGAGCUUCGUCUUUAGUUUAUGACUAGAAUCUGCGCACAGGGUAUCCAUUAGGCACAAAUCCUUCGUACACGAUCCAAUGAUGUUCCUGAUCAUUUUAACCUUUUCAAUCGUUUCGCAUGACAGAACAAAAACCAAAACCAAGAAUCCCCGCUUCAUCGAUGUUCUUACAGAAACAUUUUCACUAAUAUUGCAAAACUAAAUGCGAAUUUAAACUUUAAUAAUCUGACCUUAUCAUCAGAGGUGAACAUGCUCCCAGUGGUGCUCUUGCUCCUUCUGAUUGCCAACACGUGUAAGUCCGAUUGGAUAUGUGACAUCACGACACGGCUGAUAGACACCUCAAUGUCAUACAAAACUAGACGAUGUGAAAUCACGAUACGUGACUUAAGUAGAGUCAAAGCAGAUUUAAUUCGUUUUAGAAGAACACAGGCCUUCGUAAGCAGUUCAUUAAAUAAGAAAACAAUAGAUAACCUUUUUAAAAAAUUCAAGAUGAUAAACAAGCAAAUGAAAAUGUACGUGAAAAUGGAUCUACCACGUAUAAAGGCGAAAUUCAGAGAAUUGCCUCAAACGCAUGAGGCGAGAAUUCAGGGCGAUGUCGUAAUGCAACUUGUUGAUGCGUACUUUAAGCUCAAUCCAUGUAGUACGCAAACAUUGCAAGAGAAACAGGAUGAUAUCGAUGCUAUUAGAUUAGCCAGUGAGAAUUGGAAACAGGCGAUUAGAAAUGGAUUGAAUGACCCGAAUGUUAAAAACACUCUAAUUAACCUCAAUAAAUUAAAAGAAAAAUUUGACAAAAAUUUGGCAAAAAUAGCUGGAACCUUUCCUAAAAUUGAAUCCCUUUUCGAAAUGUUAAUAAAAAUGGCGAAUCAUAUUCGAAAUGAAUUCCCAUGCAACAUCGAGACAACUGAAGUUCCAGUCACAACUAGUAAACCAAAAACAACAAAGGAGGCUACACCCAAAACUGUUACAUGUGUACCAACUUGCGUCCACGGAAGUUGCGAGAAACUUGGAAAUGGGGAAUAUAUUUGUAAAUGUAACACUGGAUUCAAUGGCGUCGACUGCUCUCUUAAUGACCCGUGUGGCUGUGGCGAGGGCGGAGUCUGCGACUGCGCAUCAAGCCCCUGUAAAUGUAAAUGCUUCCCCUUGUACUCUGGUGCAAAAUGUCAGACAAUUUUACCCUUGGACCCGUACGGCUGUCGUAUUAGUGAGGAGAUGCACACCAAUAGGUUUUGGCAAAAUACCAUAAUGACACACUAUGCGACAUUCGACAGAGGGCGUUAUAACUUCCUUGGACGCUGUCUUUACGUACUGACGGAACCAAAGGACGCCGUUGAGCCCAAGUUUCAAAUUGCUCUUCGCCAGAAGCUUCACGCGAAAGAUGGGAGGAACCAUACCUGGCCUGAAUAUAUUGUGCUACAUGUAAACGGUAGAGAUGUUAUAAUUGGUCAGGAGAAGGCCGAUGGGGAGGUUGAUGUGAGGAUUGAUGAUCAACAAAUCACUGCUAUACCAAGCGAACACUCACUAGGUAUAGUAAAUGGUCACGCCCUCAAAGCACACGUAAAAGAUGGUGUUCGAGUUGAAAUUGUGCCAUAUGGAAUUGGAAUAGGUUUUGAUGGGGAAUCUGUUGCAAAUGUGGAUUUGAAUAAAUACUGGGAAAAUAAUGUAAGAGGGAUGUGCGGUGACUAUGAUGGUAAGAUUUAUGACGAUUACGUAACAAAACAGGGAUAUGUCGUGAGACGUCGGGAUGAUAACAAGGGCACCCUUAUAGGGAACAGUUGGAAAAAGGUUGACUCAGUUAAAUAUGACGAAGAAGCAAAAACGUGUAGAAACAUCCCACUCCCUGCAGUUCCUGCAUUAAGUGAAUUACAAGAUUGGGACGGUGAACUGUACGAAAAGGCAAAAACAACCUGUUCAAGCCUGUGUGGUUCCACGACAACAAUUAGUUUUAGAAAAUGCAUUGCAAACUUCUUUUUCAGUGAAGACGUCGUCUCUAGUUGUUGA
Molecule: messenger RNA, 2077 nt
Organism: Owenia fusiformis
Lineage: Eukaryota; Metazoa; Annelida; Polychaeta; Sabellida; Oweniidae
Source: the annotation of a GenBank genome assembly